Molecule: messenger RNA, 1533 nt
Organism: Penicillium expansum
Lineage: Eukaryota; Fungi; Ascomycota; Eurotiomycetes; Eurotiales; Aspergillaceae
Product: Aminoglycoside phosphotransferase
Exons: 1
Coding region: 1-1533 (510 amino acids)
Source: RefSeq, a predicted model, not a curated record
AUGAAACCACGCAUGUACUACGAUGAUGCCGCUUGGGAGAAAAGUGAAGAGAUCUCUGAAGCCUGGAUAGCCCAAUUUCUCGACGUUGGUAUUUUACGACAUCUCGGACGUUUCCUGGUCAGACAUCACGAACCCGACAAACCGGAUUCAUUUGAUUUUCUGGAAAAAGGAGCUUACAAUAUCUCUUUUCAAAUGUCAUACAAAAAUACUAGCUCUGCUAUCAUACGUCUCCCACAGCCUGGUGCCACUAUGUUUCCCGAAGAAAAGGUCCGCAAUGAGGUCGCUACAAUGCGAUACAUUCUUGACCGGACUUCAAUCCCAGUUCCUUUUGUCCUUCAUUGGGGUACUCGAAAGGAUGGACCUGUAGACCUAGAGUUGGGGCCGUUCAUAAUCAUGGAAUACAUGGAUCACCAUACGAAUAUGUACGAUGUCCUUAACAUGCCAGGUCGCCCAAAAGCAUCCCGUGGUAUACUUGGCCGGGAUUUUGACGAAGAUAAACUAGAGGGGCUAUACGGAGAGCUCGCAAAUAUUCUGCUUCAGCUUUCUCAGCCUUCACUUUCUCGUAUAGGUUCACUUAGCCAGAUUGAUGAUUUCAACUGGGAAGUGGCAUACCGACCUCUUUCGAUGCCUCUGAAUGAACUUAUUCGAGUAGGAUUGCUGCCCCAAGAGGGUUUACCAGGCCUGGACACUACAUUCGAUACAGCGUCGUCAUACUUCGAGAGUUUAGCGGAGCUGCAUAUUGUACAUCGUAUGAACCAAAGAAACGACGCCGUUGACUCAGCCGAUGACUGUCGACGAAAGUUCGUCGCUAGAUGUCUUUUCCGAAAACUCGCCCGAGAAAAAAAACUUAUAGAACGAUGGGCAUCUUUUGAAAAUGGGCCGUUUAACCUCUGGUGCGACGAUUUGCGACCAGGGAAUGUCCUUCUCAACAAGGAAUCAAAAAUUGCGGCAGUCGUGGACUGGGAGUUCACGUACGCUGCCCCCGUUGAAUUCUCCUACGCACCACCUUGGUGGCUUCUUAUUGAAAAGCCUGAGUACUGGCCCACAGAAGGCGGUCUUGAUGACUGGUGUAUAGGGUUUAAGUAUCGACUCGAGACAUUCCUAAAGGCUAUGAUCAAUCGCGAGGACGAAGCGAUCAGGAAGCGUCAACUGAACGAAAACCAAAGGCUUUCUGGCCCGAUGCGAGAGAGCUGGGUGAGUGGGGAUUUCUGGAUUGCGUAUGCCGCGAGGAACAAUUUAGCAUUCGAUGCGAUAUACUGGCAAAAGAUUGAUGGGCGAUUUUUCGGACCAACUAGGUUUUCUGACCCCGCCGAUGCAUGGAAGGAGAGACUUGAGCAUUUGAAUGCCGAGGAGAGAUGUGAUAUGGAACAGCUUGUUGUCCAGAAACUAGAGGAGAUGAAGAGUAGAGUAUUAGUAUGGGAUCCGGAUGAAUAUACACUAGGUCAUAUAGAUAUCGCUAAGAAGGCGGGGGAAGAAAGCAAGACCAAGCAGGGGACGGCUGAUGAAGUGAGAACCCUGUUCAUAUUGAAGUAG